GGGGGGGGCGCGCGCUUGAUGUCAUUUCUGAAGCGCUCAACCAACCGCUGCUGUUGUAAUGUAAAGCUAGCAGUGUCCUGGUGAAGCGCUGUUAAGGAUCCGGUUCGCAUACAUUGGUGCCUCCGACUUGAAUAUUCUCUGUAUCGGAGAGAUUCCGCAGCCAAAUUACGCAUGGAAUGGUUUUGGGGGGAUUGGAGUAGAAAUGCAACGCCGCACUUCCAGCCCACAACAAGAACCAUGCCCAGCAUACAUUGCAAGCAAAUCUAUGACAUCCUGUUUUAUCCAUUAUGACUUUGAUAUGAGUGAAACUUGCUUGGAUACUGACGAGGAGUGAAGAAAAUAUACACUGCAUACAAGCUGAAGGACGUUGUUUUCGCUGCAGAAGCUUGUGAACCGAAAAAUCUCUGCAUUUAGGAUUUCUUUUUUUGAUGGAGCUGGAGAACAUAGUAGCCAACACUGUACUGCUAAAAGCGAGAGAGGGUGGAGGAGGAAAGCGGAAGGGUAGGAGCAAAAAAUGGAAGGAGAUCCUUCGCUUCCCCCAUAUAAGCCAGUGCACUGAGCACGGAAACGACAUUGAAAGGGACUAUGUCAGCAUCUGUGAGAAACAGCCUAUCGGACGGCUACUGUUUCGUCUUUACUGUGAGACCAGACCUAAACUGCAACGAUGCAUCCAACUACUGGACGCAUUGGAAGACUAUGAGGUGACACCUGAUGAAAAGAGAAAAUGCAGAGGGGACCAGAUCAUCAAGACUUUUCUCUCAAAACAAUCACCUCAGCGGGUAGACAUAGCAGAGGUUUUUGCAGAACAGUGCAGAGAGAACCUCGAGCUCAGCCCAUGUAGGGAGAUCUUCAGCAACUGCCUCAAGACCGUCCAUGACUACCUGAGUGCAGCUCCAUUCUUGGACUACCAGAACAGCAUGCACUUUGACCGAUUCCUGCAGUGGAAGAUGCUGGAGUGGCAACCAAUCACUAAAGACACAUUCAGACAGUACAGAGUGCUGGGGAAGGGGGGAUUCGGAGAGGUGUGUGCCUGCCAGGUUAGAGCUACAGGGAAGAUGUAUGCCUGCAAGAAGCUGGAAAAGAAGAGGAUAAAGAAGAGGAAAGGGGAGUCCAUGGCUCUCAACGAGAAGCAGAUUUUAGAGAAAGUCAACAGUAGAUUUGUUGUGAGCUUAGCGUACGCAUACGAGACCAAAGACGCUCUGUGUCUGGUGCUGACCAUCAUGAACGGCGGAGACCUGAAGUUUCACACCUACAACAUGGGCACGCCGGGCUUCGAGAAAGACAGGGUCCAGUUUUACGCCGCACAAAUCUGCUGUGGACUGGAUCAUUUGCACAAGGAAUUCAUCGUCUAUAGGGAUUUGAAACCGGAGAAUAUCCUAUUAGAUGACAAUGGACACAUUCGUAUUUCUGACCUGGGGCUGGCCAUCAAAGUGCCUGAGGGAGAACUCAUCAGAGGCAGGGUGGGGACUGUGGGCUACAUGGCUCCGGAGGUGAUAAACAAUGAAAAGUACGGCAUGAGUCCUGAUUGGUGGGGGCUGGGCUGUCUUGUUUACGAGAUGACCGCCGGGCGAUCGCCCUUCCGCGCCCGCAAAGAACGAGUGAAACGGGAGGAGGUGGAGAGGAGGGUGCAGGAAGAGGAGGAGGAGUAUAACGACAAGUUUACAGACGACACAAAGGCCAUCUGUAGAAUGCUGCUGACCAAAGACCCUAAGCAGAGGCUGGGGUGUCUGGCGGACGUUGCGGCGGGUGUGAAGGCCCACUCGUUCUUCAAAAAGAUCAACUUCAAGAGGCUGGAGGCAGGAAUAGUGGAGCCCCCCUUUGUGCCUGAUCCUCGGGCAGUGUACUGUAAGGAUGUUUUGGACAUAGAGCAGUUCUCCACAGUCAAGGGAGUAAAUUUGGACCAAACUGACAAUGACUUCUACUCCAAAUUUACGACAGGCAGUGUUUCCAUCCCAUGGCAGAAUGAGAUGAUUGAAACUGAGUGUUUCAGAGAUUUGAAUGUGUUUGGGCCUCAAGGGACGAGACCUCCAGAUCUGGACUGGAAUCAGCCACCAGAGCCGCCCAGACGCAGCCUGCUGGACAGGAUCUUCAGGAGGCAUCACCCGGAGGUGUCCAUUUCCCACAGUCGUGUGCAGUCUUCCAGCGUAAACUCUGUGGACUCCAUGUCCAACUCUGCCCCCUAGUGGCACAGUGACAGUGUGGGAGCCCCACACACACAAAGGGAAGGAGCUCUGAGGGGCUUCCCCGCUGCUUAUUGGUCCACAGCCGGGGCCUGAGCAGCAGCCGGAGACAGACUGUCUAAAAGCCUAAAUGUUCAGGCCAUGGGGGGGGGGGGGGGGGGUGGGGGGUGACCAGGCCCGGAGAACCCAGGCAUUUGUAGUGGGAUGGUCAAUGUUGCAAAGACGUUUGGAAAUAUUCGGACAAACAUUACUUACCCUCAGGAUUGUUGGACUAUAGAACAGAGCCACUGACGUUGAUGACAACAAAAAAGGAUAGAAAACAAGCUAAUAUUCAGGGGAUCCACUGUAUAAUAGAGACCACCACAGGGAAUAGACGAUGGGGUCUUGGUGAAUUUUUUGUUUUUCUAGAAAAGGAAUUUAUUUUUCACUCAUUUCCAGUCCUUUACUUUCUGGCCUGUACCUUGUAUCUCUCCAUCUAUCUACACCCCUCUGUGCUUCAUGUCUAUACAACUCUUACUGUAACUUAUUUCUUUCUCUGCAUUUCCACCUCCCAUACUGUACCUCAAAUAUCACUCCUAAACAUUCAGAACACAUCACCUCAACAACCUCAACACAUAAAGUACAUUGCCUUGCGUACGCUCAGGCCAAAGAUUACAGUUUAGUUUUGUGAUACUGUUGUCAUGUUGAUUUAUUGUUUUUUCAAGGUUUUCAGACGUCACUUAGAACCACAGGAGGAUUAGAACAUGUGACCCGUUUUAUACACUUUCUCUAAAUAUGAGCCGACAGACUUAUCAUAUCGCUUAAUACAUGCAGUACAUACAUACACAAUCAGAUAGACAUACAAAGACAGAAUUGUGAGAAUCGUGUUGUGUUUUCAUUGCAUGGACAAGUGUAAGUAUGGACAGAUCCUUUUCGCUUCUGCAUACCUCAUUCCACUGAUGUUACCAUCGUACACCGUACGACACGCAGACGUCUCCAUCGGUUCAGUGUCACUUUAUAUUUGGCAUUAUGUGGAAACAAAUGAAUAUGCUGUACAGAAACAGAAAUCUUGAAUCUUUUUUUUUUUUUUGCUCAAUUUUUCUGCACAGUCCCCCAUGGAGUGGAGAGGAACACAUGCACUCAGCCUGACAAGUUGCACAAUUAAAGCUGCCAUGCUCUUUCUUCUCCAAAUUAACUUGUUUUUACCUCUGAUCAUUAGGGCACAUUAUUAUACUGAUAUUGUAAAACACCGCUUGUUUACUGCGUCUGAAUCGAAAGUGUUCUUGCUCUCUCAUAUGAGUUUUUUUCCAUUUAAGUCAUAUAGCUGCAUCGCCAUUGUUGUCACAUGUACAGGUUUUUAUAUUUGGCUCCUUUACACUUAACAUGCUCUUAAAAAAAGCCUCACAAAUGUAUAAGGCCUAUCUUUUGUUUGUGCCCAACCGUAAUAAUCAGGGUAUAAACGACUACGUAAAAGGUUUAUCUCAUCAGAAUUUUAUUUUAAUCGGUCCAGUUCAUCCAUGUCAGAGCAGAGGAAGACGCCAGAGGAUCCCGCAGACACCACACAAAGAAGUGGCCUUCUCGCAGCAGCACAACCAAUUGAAAGAGAGGAAGAGCUCACUCUCUUCUGCUUGUUUUAAGAAUGUGAUAUUUUCCUUUUAUGACGUAGUGAGAGCUGGUCCAUGCAGUCAUUUUAAUCGUCCUUGCAGAUCUCAAGCAAGCAGCCUUUUUUUUUUUUUCUUCUCUUUUCUGCAUACUUGAUAUGGAAAAAAAGAGACUCUGAAUGAGACUGAAGUGCCUCCUUGUUAGCAUGAUCUCCCAGACAAUGCCCACACAGACAUCAGGACUUUGUUUAUUCUCUGACUGUCAUGUUUGUUUUGCUGGGGAACGCGUCAACACAAAUACACACAGACAUACACAAUUUUGGAGGGAUUGAGAGGAGAGGGUCGAUGAGGGAUUCUUAAUGUGAUGCUGAGUGCAUGUGAAAGCCAAACCCACUGUGUCCUUCAAGUCCCAAUAAACUCUGUGCUAUAGUUUGAGUACUC
This is a messenger RNA of Anarrhichthys ocellatus (wolf-eel), 4201 nucleotides long. RefSeq names its product G protein-coupled receptor kinase 5 like (gene grk5l). The transcript has 16 exons. Gene Ontology annotation, biological process: regulation of signal transduction; signal transduction; protein phosphorylation. Lineage: Eukaryota; Metazoa; Chordata; Actinopteri; Perciformes; Anarhichadidae. The coding region runs from base 429 to 2183 and encodes 584 amino acids. The record is from RefSeq and is a predicted model, not a curated record. Gene Ontology annotation, cellular component: cytoplasm. Gene Ontology annotation, molecular function: ATP binding; G protein-coupled receptor kinase activity.